AUGUUCGUCGCCCGACAACACGCGCGGUUGUCUCUUGCGCGACCACUGCGGCGCACGACGUCGCCGAUUCAACUUCGACUUCGUCCCUACGCUACGGGUCGUCUGACCGGCGAUCAGCUCGAACCGUCCAACGAUUUGUCACAACAGCUCAAAGAUACAGGACUUUGGCUCCAGCGAGGGGCAAGAAGAAAUGUUCUUGGGGAUAAACAUCGUGUUAAUAUUGUCAACCAAGGUUUAUGCGAUGAUAUCGCCAACCUUAUGGGUCCCUCCCUCGAGCGCCAUCGUGGCUGCGAUCUUAUCGACAUAAACCCAGGUGCUGGCAUCUGGAGCAAAACCCUACAUGAACUAGUUCAACCUCGAAAACACAUCCUCAUGGAACCAGACAUCGAACUCUACAAGCCACUCCUUGGCGACUUUAUCAACAAACCAAACGUCGAAGUUCUUCCCAAACAAGGCAUUCUUUGGAAAGAUUUACAGGAGAUGCUUGAAACUUCUAUCGACCAGCCGACUCGUGACCCAGCCGCCGAGCCAGAACGCAACGAUACGCUCCUGGUCAAUGUUAAUAUUUCCUAUUGCCCAGCUAAGAAGUACCAAAUGUUCGAGUGCGUCAGCACCAUGGUUCUCUACCAGCUUAUGGCCAGUAUCCGAUCCGCCGCGCUCUUCCAGCAAUACGGCCUCGUGCGCAUGCUCAUCUGGAUUUCCGACGACGGCAAGCGCAGGCUCCUCCCACGAAGUUCCAUCCGUCGCAAACGCAGCGCUUUCGAAGCCGAACUUUCCCUCGAAUGGUUGCAUGAAAUCGCAGGCCACGACGAAUUUGAGGACCGUUACGAACUCCGCGAUGAGUGGAUCAAUAUGGAGUCUGGAUACCGAACGCUCGAUCGCAUGAAGAAGGCUGGUCUUACCAUGCCCUCUGGCCGUGAAACAAAAGUCUAUCAGAAUCUUACCGCCAAUAGAGAGUACGCAGACCGACAACUUGCAGGCGUUGAAAUUCCCAUCCAUAGCCGGCCCUUCCGCCAAGAGCUCGAAGAAGCCGAGAGGGAGUUGGAGAGUUCUGCAGAGGUGCCCUCAACCCGUCUCAAAGCGCUGCGCUUCCGUCAAAAGUACGAAGCUGCAGACGCGCAGUUGUAUCUUGAACUUCUGCAAGAGCGCGAUCGACUCAUGAGACUCGCCACCGAAUCCCCAUCCGAGUUUCCCGCCGCCGAGGCAGCAUUCGACAGUCGCCUCGAUAACAUCAAAAAGAACACACGGAAAGAGUGGGCGAUGGUUCGUGACAAUUACCAGCUCUUCCGACAAAAAGAACCGGUCCUCUUCUGGGACCGUCGUCCAUUCGAACCUCUCGUCACUCACGCUGAGGACUUCUACCCAAAAAUGCCCUGCGCUCUUCUCGACCUCCAACCCAAAGCAAUGAGCAAGUUUAUUCGUCAACACGGCCCCGAUGCGCGUAACGGCACUAUUUCGGAAACCAUGCUACGCUAUUGGUGGCAGUAUCCGCUUUCAGGCGUUCCCAAAGCCAUGAACAGUCUAUGGCCUGGGUUCGGUGACCAGGCACCCGGUGUGACCUCCAUCCACGAUCCGGACCAGGCAGGCUCACCCCUAUCGAAGCAUGGAGCGUUAUCUGCGCGAUGUGUGACGCCAAAGCAGUGGGAAGACAUCAUCGAAGCGUGGCUUGACUGGCCGUUUGCGCCUGAGUAUACAACGCUUGUAGGACGCCUAACGGACGACUACGACAGACAGUUGGUGGAAGAGGACGACUCGAAGACCCCCUCAUUGGGCAACGCGCCGAGUGCUAUGUAA
This is a messenger RNA of Fusarium coffeatum, 1794 nucleotides long. RefSeq lists its product as uncharacterized. Gene Ontology annotation, molecular function: mitochondrial transcription factor activity. The coding region runs from base 1 to 1794 and encodes 597 amino acids. The record is from RefSeq and is a predicted model, not a curated record. The transcript is spliced from 2 exons. Lineage: Eukaryota; Fungi; Ascomycota; Sordariomycetes; Hypocreales; Nectriaceae. Gene Ontology annotation, cellular component: mitochondrial matrix; mitochondrial DNA-directed RNA polymerase complex. Gene Ontology annotation, biological process: transcription initiation at mitochondrial promoter.